Cotesia glomerata is the source of this 1207-nucleotide messenger RNA. RefSeq names its product ERI1 exoribonuclease 3. The transcript is spliced from 2 exons. Lineage: Eukaryota; Metazoa; Arthropoda; Insecta; Hymenoptera; Braconidae. Gene Ontology annotation, biological process: exonucleolytic trimming to generate mature 3'-end of 5.8S rRNA from tricistronic rRNA transcript (SSU-rRNA, 5.8S rRNA, LSU-rRNA). The record is from RefSeq and is a predicted model, not a curated record. Gene Ontology annotation, molecular function: nucleic acid binding; 3'-5'-RNA exonuclease activity. The coding region runs from base 452 to 1171 and encodes 239 amino acids.
ACGUGACUCUGACGUUGAAUGGCCAUGUGACAAGCAUGUCACUGUUGUGCUCUAUGCCAUAAACGUGUGUGUACACUCGUGUAUAUUUUAUAAUACAAAACUAGUAUACGUUCCACUACUUCCAUCAGCAACACCAGUAUCAGGAGUAUCACGAGUAUCAGGACGUAGACCUACUCUCUUGCUUUCUGUCGACUAGAGUAUAUAAACUUUAGUAUAGAAAAAAAAUUAAAUAUUGACGACGUAAUCCGAGGCGUGAGUUAUUUGCUGGCAGCGAGAACGAAGGCACAAAAAGACGUGUGGUGUUGGUUGAUGAAAGCUUGCACAUUUAGCUUGAGCUGGUGCACAUCAGCUGCAAGUAGAGAAGAGAACACCGGCGUAAAGAGAAAAUAAUAAAAAUAAUAAUAAUAUAAAAAUAUAGUUGAGUAAAAAAAAACGGGAGAUUAAAAUUAUUAUGGCACUGCGUUUAAUGAAAAAAGGCCUAGGACCGGUAUCGUUUGGACGACGUCAAACACCGGAUAAUAUCGUUCAAAAAUUCAAAUAUUUACUGAUAUUGGACUUUGAAGCAACUUGUGAAAAAAAUGUACAGAUAAAAAACCAGGAAAUAAUCGAGUUUCCUUGCAUUGCGGUUAGUACGAAAAAUUGGGAAAUAGAGAGUAUCUUUCAUGAAUAUGUAAAACCGAGAGUAAAUCCAAUUAUAAGUCCGUUCUGUACAGAAUUAACAGGAAUUAUGCAAGAAACAAUUGAGAAUGAAGAAUAUUUCCCAGUUGUACUGGAUAAAUUUUCUACAUGGCUCGCAACAAAUAAUUUUAUCAAGGAUAUAAAUAAUUCUAGUAAUAAUAAUAAUAAUAAUAAUAAUUAUGAAAGUACAUUUGUUACUUGUGGUGAUUGGGAUCUAAAAGUUAUGCUGCCCAAUCAGUGUUCUCUUGAUAAUUUACCAGUACCGCACUAUUUCAAUCAGUGGAUUAACUUGAAGAGAAUUUUUUACAUGGCAACACAGUAUUAUCCAACAAGCUUGAGGGACAUGCUUAAUAAAUUAAAUUUGUCAGCGCAAGGUAGACUUCACUCGGGUAUACACGACUCUGUCAAUAUGAAAAGAAUUAUUGAAACCAUUGCCAAUAAAUAUCCUGUUAAAUUUGAUUAUACAUCCAAAACGAAAGCAAUUUUAGAUUAAAAUUUAUUAUUUAGAAAUAUACAUAUACAUAUAUUU